AAAGAUGGGAUUUCCUUGGCCAUUGGGGAAUGCAAUAUAUACCUUCACAUAAAGCCAGCUGCCUGCAGCGCUCCCAGUCUCCCCCCAUUCUCUCGGCUGUGCGCUCCACUCCACCUCCUUCUGCUCACAGGGUGUGAAAGCCAAACUCAGCCAAGAUGUCGGAGAAAAAGAUGUCCUCGAGUCGGAAGCAUCACCUGAAGAGUUUGAUGCUCUCCAUUGCUAAAGGUUUACUGGAGACAGAAGCAAAGGAUAAAGAAGAAGAGAGGAAAAGGUACAUGGAGGAGACAUGCCCACCCUUAUCUCUGCCAGGAGGUGUGCAGGCACUGCAGGAAUUAUGCAAAGAGCUUCAUCAUAAGAUUGACGUGAUUGAUGAGGAGCGGUACGAUCUGGAGAGCAAAGUCAGCAAAAGCACUAAAGAGAUUGAGGACCUGAAGAUUAAGGUUCAGGACCUGAAGGGCAAGUUCAAGAAGCCAGCUUUGAGGAAAGUGCGUCUCUCUGCUGAUCAGAUGCUUCAGGCUCUGCUGGGCUCUAAACACAAGGUGUCUCUGGAUCUGAGAGCCAACCUGAAACAAGUGAAGAAGGAGGUCAAGGAGGAGGACAAGGAACUGCGUGAUGUUGGUGACUGGCGUAAGAACAUUGAAGAUAAGUCUGGCAUGGACGGCAGGAAGAAGAUGUUUGAGUCUGAGGCUUAAUUUUUUUUAAAAUAAUGAUUCUACCAUAUUCUUCACUGCUUCUCUGGUUUUACUGUUUUGGCUGCUUGUCUUAAGUUUGCGCAUGGACAUCAAUCAUUGACAAGAAAUGUAGAAAGAAGGUACAAGCAAAAUUGUAAUUAAUGAUUUCCUGUACAAAAGGUUAGAACUGUAAACCUUAAACCUUUUUUCUGGUUGUAAAGGACUUCCCAUAACAUUUGUUCAGGUAAUGAUUUUUUUCCAAUGCGUGAAUAAAGGUU
Messenger RNA from Astyanax mexicanus (Mexican tetra), 949 nucleotides. Its product is annotated as troponin I, fast skeletal muscle. Gene Ontology annotation, cellular component: troponin complex. Gene Ontology annotation, biological process: muscle contraction. NCBI's taxonomy places the organism in Eukaryota, Metazoa, Chordata, Actinopteri, Characiformes, Acestrorhamphidae. The transcript is spliced from 7 exons. The coding region runs from base 156 to 692 and encodes 178 amino acids. The record is from RefSeq and is a predicted model, not a curated record.